Molecule: messenger RNA, 1641 nt
Organism: Echinops telfairi (small Madagascar hedgehog)
Lineage: Eukaryota; Metazoa; Chordata; Mammalia; Afrosoricida; Tenrecidae
Gene: PLPP5
Product: phospholipid phosphatase 5
Exons: 8
Coding region: 1-789 (262 amino acids)
Biological process (GO): phospholipid metabolic process
Molecular function (GO): phosphatidate phosphatase activity
Source: RefSeq, a predicted model, not a curated record
AUGGGGAAGGCGGCGGCUUUGGGGGCUGAAGUGGGCGUGCGAGUCGCACUGUUUGCGGCCUUCCUGUGGACCGAGCUGCUCGCUCCCUUCCACAGGCUUAUCCAGCCCGAGGAGAUGUGGCUGUACCGGAACCCGUAUGUGGAAGCCGAGUAUUUCCCCACCAAGCCCAUGUUUGUCAUCGCGUUUCUCUCUCCUCUGUCCUUGAUCCUCCUGGCCAAGUGUCUCAAAAAGGCAGACACAACCGACAGCAAACAGGCCUGCCUGGCUGCCAGCCUUGCCCUGGCUCUGAAUGGUGUCUUUACCAACACAAUAAAACUAAUAGUGGGGAGGCCACGCCCAGAUUUCUUCUACCGAUGUUUCCCUGAUGGACAAGCCCAUCCCGACCUGAUGUGCACAGGGGACAGAGACGUGGUCAACGAGGGCCGCAAGAGCUUCCCUAGUGGACAUUCCUCCUUUGCAUUUGCGGGCCUGGCCUUUGCUUCCUUCUACCUGGCAGGGAAGCUCCACUGCUUCACGCCCCACGGCAGGGGGCAAGCCUGGAGACUCUGUGCCUGUCUCUCCCCGCUGCUUUUGGCGGCUGUGAUUGCCCUAUCCCGCACCUGUGACUACAAGCAUCACUGGCAAGACGUCCUAGCUGGAUCCCUGAUUGGCCUGGCGUUUGCCUACAUCUGCUAUAGGCAGUAUUACCCUCCGCUGACGGAUGCAGAAUGCCAUAAACCCUUUCAGGACAGGCCUGUGCUUCCCACUGUACCAAAGAAGCCUAGUGAGCCCUCUCGUUUUUACGUUUAGAAACUGGAUCUUCCCUAGUGAAGACUAUGUGACUGGGGCCUCUCCUAAAUCAUGCUCAGCAGAGUCUGAUCACGCAGCCUUGCCCCUGUGGAUGUGGAUCCCCAGAGAAAUCUGAUGAGAGGGACCUCUUGAGCUCCCAGAAGCGAAUGCAGCUGGUUCAGCCUGGACUCCCCAGAUCUACAGUGCUUUCACACCUAAUUUCAAUGCUGUUGUCUGGAAAAAUCAGCUUUUACACAGCCCCACAUUUUGACGUUGGAUGCAACAACUUGGGUUUCCCAUGGCCCCACAUGGAAAAAAAGAAUAGCUCAAUUGCUGUUGACCUUCUCUGGUGAGCCUGAAGUAGGAAAAGGAGCCCAUUUAAGCAAAUUUAUCACACAACUGCAGGAGCCCUGGUGGCAUGGUAGGAUAAGUUAAUUGGCUGCUAAACUCGAGGUCAGCAAAUCCACCAGCCACUCCCCAGGAGAAAGGGGACUGGCUGCUCCGUGAAGGCAGAGAACCCUGAAACGAGGCUCCGGGGAGGCAUGACUCAGUCAAGCCAGCGUGCUGUCCUGUCUAUCCUGAGUACUGGGAGCAGAGAGCGCCUGGUGUGUGCCUGACACCUGUUUCUACCUCAUUCACCUGUGGCUCACGAACAGCUCUCCUGCACUCCUACGCAAGAUCCACCUCCGUGAACCACUUGGCCAACCGCAGUUAGGGCAGAGCUAAAUGACUAACAGUAAUCAGCAGGGCCAAUGGGCACAAACAGAACAACCUAUAGCUGCCAUUUUGUACUUUAAAUGUGACCUUGUCUUGGGAAUUGCUCCCCUUAUAUUUUCAGCACAUCAUUCCCUUCAAUAAAGAUAUUCAGAUAUA